Messenger RNA from Entelurus aequoreus (snake pipefish), 3130 nucleotides. RefSeq names its product ganglioside induced differentiation associated protein 1 (gene gdap1). Gene Ontology annotation, biological process: mitochondrial fusion; mitochondrial fission. Gene Ontology annotation, cellular component: mitochondrial outer membrane. The record is from RefSeq and is a predicted model, not a curated record. The transcript has 6 exons. The coding region runs from base 52 to 1155 and encodes 367 amino acids. Lineage: Eukaryota; Metazoa; Chordata; Actinopteri; Syngnathiformes; Syngnathidae.
AGCGCGACCAUUGUCACUCCCUCUCCUCGCUUGUCCCCAGGAGGAGAAAAGAUGGCGACUGAAAACAGCUCGGUAAGCAACGAGGAGAAUGCGGCUCUUCUGCAGAAGGACUCGGGCGAGGACGAGCGAGAGCAACAUGACAUUGUCGUCAAAGCAAAGGAAUCAAAGUUAACACUUUACCACUGGACGCAGUCGUUUAAUUCACAGAAGGUGCGUCUGGCCAUAGCAGAGAAAGGUUUGCGCUGCGUCGAGUAUGAUGUGAGCUUACCACUCAGCGAGCAUAAUGAGCCGUGGUUCAUGCGUCUCAAUCCCACUGGCGAGGUGCCGGUCCUGGUCCAUGAUGACAAUGUAAUCUGUGACCCCACACAGAUCAUGGACUACUUGGAGCAAAACUUCAGUGAUGAGGGCACUCCCAGACUGAUACCUGAAGAGGGAAGCACAUAUUACCACAGAGUGCAGCAUUACAGAGAGCUGCUGGACUCACUACAGAUGGAUGCCUACACCCACGGCUGCAUCCUGCACCCUGAGAUCACUGUGGAUUCGCACAUACCAGCUUAUGCUGCCACAAGCAUACGGACGCAGAUCUUAAACAUGGAGUCGGAGCUGAAGAAGCUGGCAGAAGAGAACCCGGAGCUCAAAGAUGCUUACGUAGCCAAACAGAGGCGCUUAAAGUCCAAGUUGUUUGACCACGACAACAUGAAGUACCUGAAAAAGCUUCUGGAUGAACUAGAGAGUGUGAUGGACCAGGUGGAGACUGAGCUGCAGAGGCGGGUGGAAGAAACACCAGAAGAAAACAGUCAGUCUUGGCUGUGCGGCGAGUUCUUCAGCAUGGCCGACGUCUCCCUAGCCGUCACCCUGCACCGCCUCAAGUUCCUCGGCCUGUCCCGGCGCUACUGGGGCAACGGCAGCCGCGCCAACCUGGAGGGCUAUUACGAGCGCGUGCUGGAGCGGCCAGCCUUCAGGAGGGUGCUGGGCCAUGUCAACAACAUCCUGAUUUCGGCCGUGCUUCCCGUGGCGUUUCGAGUUGCCCGGAAGAACGCACCGGCCAUUGCCGGCACCACGCUGUUGAUCGGCGUGUUGGGCGGCGCCGCGUACCUGGCCUUUCUUUACAUGAGGAGGAGAUUGCCUCUGUCCAGUUGGGGAGGCUGGAGCUGAAUUCAUGGGGUAGCACACUCUCUGCACAUUUAAAAUAACUGCACAUUAUACAGUACUGUGCAAAAGGCCACAACUGGCUUUGUUGUUGUUUUCUACAUAGUAAAACAGCAUAUAAUACAUUGUUUGCAGAAUUACACAGAAAAUACAAUGUAACUUUGUAGCAAGGUUGGUUUAUUGGACAAAAACACACCAUUCUAUUUCGAUGAGGAUCUGCUUAAAGGUUCUUCUACUUCUUAGUAGUAGUACAGUAAAUAUAUUUUAUGGAACAGUUAUAAUGGUCUGUUUACUAUACUACACAAACCAAGAAGUAGCUCACUCACACAUAACAGAAAAAUAACACACCCCAUUACUACAACAUUGUAAACAAAUCUGACUUUUGCACAGUACUCUAUGCAAUUAGAUAUAACUUAGUGCACUGUAUGCAACAAGUGUAGUAAAAAUGCUCAAAUCAGCUGAAAAAACAACAAGCUACAUUGUGGUUAGUGAUAGGACAAACAUGUAUCAAUUUCAAUUCAAUUUAAAUGUAUCCCUGGUUCAAUUCAAGCUGAGCAUUGUUUUAACAAGCCAUAAAAAUGCACCUGAAUACACCAUCUCACUUUCAUUACUUCCCUUUUGUGCUCUGCAACACAAAAAAAUAUGCCAAAUGUCUUCUGCAGACUUAUUCUCCAGCAUCUGCCUCAGAACAACCCUCCUACUUACCCAGUGUAACUGAGAAUACAUAUUUUCAUAAGUGCUAUAUCACCAAGAUAUUGAGAGGGGUAAAAAAUAACCAUCAAAACAUUCCCAAAUCUGGAUGUAAGUCAACGACUGCAGCAAUUUGUUUAGCACACGGACACUGAACAUAUGCAAGGAGGACUCACGUGAGCGGAGCUACACAUAAAGCAGACACAUGUUGGAAGUCUAGACCCUGUCUGGCCUUUAGGCUCAGCAUCUGGAGGACUGUGUAUUGUAGCUGUCAUUCAACACGUGACCACAAGCUCAUUACUGGGAAGAAAAAAACAUCACACAAGUGAAAAAGAUAUUGGUCGCAUUGUUUUUGUAUGAUGUAUAGCAGGAUAUUCAAUUAGAUUGUUUUGAGGGCCACAUUUUCAGAAGGCUAUGGGCCGGUGGGCUCACUAUAAACUUACCAUAAGUCUUAUUUUCUAUAUUGGUCUUUUUAUUUUGUCAACACAACAAACGAUUACGAUUGCAACAACACAUCAUCAGUAGGGUAAAACUAACCUGUCUCACGACGGUCUAAACCCAGCUCACAUUCUCUUUGUGGGUGAACAAUCCAACGCUUUGUGAAUUCUGCUUCACAAUGAUAGGAAGAGACAGGUUAGACAGGUUAGUUUUGUGUUGCUGCAAUAGUAAUCUAUUGCAUCUGUUUUUAAAGACCUUUUGCAAAAAAGCUAGUCAAAAAUCAGCUCUUUGACGGCACUGUGGUGUUUUUUAGAAACUGCUGCAAAAAUAUGAGUUUCUCACAAGUUUUUUUUAACUGAACUUGCUUGGUGAAUAGCCCAAAUGAUGAAAAAGAGAGGACCUAAAAUAGAACCUUGAGGAACACUACUCGUACAGGUGAAACUCAAAGAAUUUGAAUGCUGUGUAAAAGUCUAUUCAUUUCAGCACUUCAACUUCAAACAUGAAAGUGAUAUGUGAUAUACACUCAUUACAUGCAAAGUGAAAUAUGGCAAGCUUUUAUUUGUCAUAGUUUGAUGAUUAUGGCUUAACAGUUUUGGAAAACCAAAAAUGUUCUGAAAUUUUCAAUUUGAGGUUUUCAGAGGCUGUAAGCCAGGGUCCCCCAAACCGAAUAUGGCCCGCCAGCAUCCAAAAUCCGGCCCGCGGGAGGUCUCAAGUUUUAUUUUUUAUUUGUUCUCUUUGUUUUUAAUGUCUAUUCUAUGCUGGAUCUACUCUCUAUUUUAUGCCGCCCUUUUUUGCUGCAGAUGUUACAUACACUGUUAUACUGUACAUCAGGGGUGUCCAACUCAUUUUAGCU